Molecule: messenger RNA, 664 nt
Organism: Cuscuta europaea
Lineage: Eukaryota; Viridiplantae; Streptophyta; Magnoliopsida; Solanales; Convolvulaceae
Source: the annotation of a GenBank genome assembly
GUAUUGUAAACUCAUUGGCCCAAACUGUUUUAUAAAAAGAACCCACAUAUAUAGGGCUUCGUUGAAACGGGUUUACCCAAUUCUCAUCUUCCGUAGCCAUGGUGAAGAACAGAAACAAGAAGAAGAAAAAUGGCGUUGCUCCAAUGGAUUGCAUUGACAAUAAGACGACCAAGGUCUCUCAAGUUAUCUCAGAUAUGGAUACUUCAGAGGCCGCUGCUCCGAUACCUUCUUCGACCGGCGUUCACAUAAAGGUCAAGAGUGUACAAAUGAAAAGGAUGAAGAGUGUCCGAAAGAAGAAAGCCAUUGCAAAAGCUGAAUCUAAAUUAGAGAAAAUGGAGGAAAAAGUCGCGAAGAGUGAAAACAAGUUAAAGAGAAUCCGAUUUGCCAAAAACCUAUAUGACUGAGACAUUAUUAUAUGUAGCUUUAAUCCCUUUGGCAUUUCCUUUUGCAGAUUGUCAAAUUCUUCACUCGUGUUGUAUAUUAAUUCUCUAUCCGAACACUUAUUUAUACCUUCUUUCAAUUAUAUUACACAUUUAUUUACUUAGUUAAUUCAGUGGUUGAAACAGGAUUCCAGUAGAUGAAUUGGUAUAAAACUAUAAAUCCAAAAUCUUCACCAUUUGGAGCACAACUUAUGUGGUUUAUAUAGACUGUCAUAACCUUUCAA